GAUCCCGGAUGUUGACGUCAUCGGUUAGACGAACAGACAUUUUGAAGAGAAAUAUUGCCAGCGUUCUACCGUUUAUUCGUGUUUUCUCCAUCAAUACCCGUUCGGCUUCAUAUAUUGCACAAUUAAAUCAUAAAUAGUUUAAUGAUGGCAAACCAGGCACCUGUCCCCGCCAACAAUGGCAUGUUAGAUGAUGAUACUUUUGAAAGGGAUCUCAAAGAAAUGUUAGAAGAUGGGCCUGCACUUAAUGAUAUGAGCAGUCCUGUCCAGGGUGGAAACGUAACAGCACAGAAUAAGCCCGCCAUGAAUAACCCGCCCCCGAUCUACAGAGCGCAGGAUGACUCGGCACAUCUCCCCACACGUUUGCCACAGUCUGAUAUACCACGAUCUCAGAGUAUGAAUAUACCCCCAGUGUCUCGAGAUAUCCCACUAUCAGGGAGUCAAACAAACGGAGCAGGGGCAAAUGGGGACUUCAACCCAAAACAACCAUUAACACAACAAGCUGCAUCCAAAAUAGACUUGCUUAAAACUUGGAGUAUAAAUACAUAUAAAUGCACAAAACAAAUGCUAUCAGAGCGCCUUGGAAAAGGCUCAAGGACGGUAGAUUUAGAAUUAGAAGCCCAAAUUGAAGUUUUACGUGAUACUCAGAAAAAGUAUGCUAAUAUUUUACGAUUGGCUAGAGCAUUGACCAAUCAUUUUUACCAUGUGGUUCAGACGCAGCGUGGUUUAGGGGAAGCAUUCACAGAACUUAGUCAGAAGUCACCGGAGCUUCAAGAUGAAUUCACAUACAAUGCAGAGACGCAAAAAAACUUAACCAAAAAUGGCGAGACCCUUUUAGGUGCAAUGAAUUUCUUCACAUCGACUGUAAAUACUUUGUGUAACAAGACAAUGGAGGAUACCUUAUCAACCGUGAAGCAGUAUGAACAAGCUAGGUUAGAAUAUGACGCUUAUCGAACUGACGUAGAAGCUCUCAAUCUUGGUCCUAGGGAUUCUACAAACAUUCCAAAGAUAGAGGAGGCCAACAAAAAGUUUGCAGGAUGUAAAUCCAAAUUUGAUAGACUCCGAGAGGAUGUAUCUGUGAAAUUGAAAUUUCUUGAAGAAAAUAAGGUACGUGUAAUGCACAAACAACUUUUGUUGUUCCACAAUGCCAUUGCGGCUUACUUCUCUGGAAAUCAAGCGGGUUUGGAGAACACGUUGAAACAAUUUAACAUCAAGCUUAAGGCGCCCAAUAGCGGAGGUCCUAGCUGGAUCGAGAAAUAGACCCCCAUCCCUUGUCUGCCUGUCUGUACUGUGGUGAAAGUGAUGCAUAAACAGCUUCUACUCUUCCAUAACGCCAUAGCAGCUUAUUUCUCUGGCAACCAGACUGCGUUGGAGGAGACGCUCAAACAAUUCAAUAUCAAACUACGCGGCGGGAACAUGGAUGGGCCAUCUUGGAUAGAACAAUAGAUUUGAUUGGUUGAUGAGAUAUAACAAAAGAUUUGAUUGGUUGAUGAGGCAGCUCUAAAGCAGAUGCUCAAAAACAUUCAACAUGAAAUAACUUUGUGGGAAAAUAGACCGAAUUUUUGGACAGGACAUAAAUUGAUUGGUUGACAAGGCAGAUUAUUGAUUGGUUGAUCUUUUGUACAGAAAUGUAACUUAGAGUGGGAUCUAAUGUUCAUCUACAUGUAGACCAGGUGAUCAGGUCUCAUCUUUAUUAGAAAGGAUUACAAUAUGAAAUUAGCAUAUUUGGAGUCAAUAUGAAAAUAACUAUUUUAACACAAUAUGGAUAGUGGGAUAUAGUGUAUUUGGAUACAAUAUAUGGAUAUAGCAAUUUUGGAGACAAUAUGAAAUGGAUAUAGCAUAUUUGGAUACAGUUACGGUUAUUCGUAGAAAUAAGUAGAAAUAAUGAAAGAACUUUUCAAAAAAUAUUUGAACA
Owenia fusiformis is the source of this 1912-nucleotide messenger RNA. The record is from the annotation of a GenBank genome assembly. Lineage: Eukaryota; Metazoa; Annelida; Polychaeta; Sabellida; Oweniidae.